UCGGCGAAUGGCACACAAAAGCUGUGUAUGCGCUCUUUGUGCCAAAACACGCAGUGAGUGACUAUGAGACGGAUGUUUACAAAGAAAACUUUACAGUCUUAUGGAUCUCUUUUUACUACACAAAGGAUUGUAUUUUUGACACACAUUUUUGAGAAUAUUUUAUUUAGGCAAUUGUUCUUGAUGUUUUCCAGAAAGUUAGCCUCCUGUGUAUAAGGUGUUGAUGGUAGCUGACCGGUUUCCUACAGCCAUAGAUCGUAAUUCCUAAUCAGAUAAAGUCAUGGUGCUCAUUCUGGGUCGCCGCCUUAAUCAUGAGAACUCUGGUGGUGUACCAGAAUCUCCGGCAAUCAAGCGUAAAGUUUUUGAGAUGGACUCCAAGAACCUAAACGAGGUUUACAACUUCUCUUCCGGAUCUUCUCACUCCGAGACCGUCCUCCAGGUCUUCAACGAGUUCCGAGACAGUCGUCUCUUCACGGAUGUGAUCAUCAGCGUCCAGGGUCGUGAGUUUCCCUGUCACCGCGCCGUGCUGUCGGCAUGCAGCAGCUACUUCCGUGCCAUGUUCUGUAAUGACCAUCGGGAGAGCCAAGAGAUGCUGGUGGAGAUCAACGGCAUCCAGGCGGAUGCCAUGGACACGUUCCUGCAGUACGUUUACACAGGCCGUGCUUGCAUCACCACAAACAACGUCCAGUUCCUCUUCGAGACCUCCAGUCUCUUCCAUAUCGUCACUCUGCGGGACGCAUGUGCCAAAUUUCUGGAGGAGCAGCUGGACCCGUGCAACUGCCUUGGUAUCCAGCGCUUCGCAGAUGCUCAUUCUCUCAAACAGCUCGCCAGUCGUUGCCGUGGCUUCGCCCUGCAGAAUUUCCCAGAAGUGGCACAGCAUGAAGAGUUUCUGGACCUGCGCAAGGAUGAACUGGAGGAAUAUUUAGGUAGCGAUGAGCUGUCCGUUGGAAGGGAGGAGUUUGUGUUCGAAGCUGUGAUGCGUUGGGUCUACCACAAUGUAGAGUACCGCCGGCCUGUGCUAAAAGACCUGCUGCAACAUGUCCGACUGCCUCUCCUGCAUCCAAACUACUUUGUCCAGACGGUGGAAGGUGAUCAGCUGAUACAGAAUGCUCCAGAAUGUUACCAGCUGCUGCAUGAGGCACGUCGGUACCAUGUGCUUGGCAAUGAGAUGAUGUCACCACGUACCAGACCCCGCAGGUCGACAGGAUUCUCAGAGGUCAUCGUGGUGGUGGGGGGCUGUGAGCGGGUGGGCGGCUUCAAUCUGCCCUACACAGAGUGUUACGACCCAGUGACGGGAGAGUGGAAGUCUCUUGCAAAGCACCCAGAGUACACUAAAUCUGAGUAUGCAGUCUGUGCCCUCCGCAAUGACAUUCUUGUGUCAGGUGGACGCAUCAACACCACUUACGUGUGGAUGUAUAAUUCACAGCUCAACCUCUGGAUCAAAGUCGCUUCUCUGAACAAGGGUCGCUGGAGGCACAAGAUGACUGUCCUUCUGGGGAAGGCAUAUGCAGUUGGAGGUUAUGAUGGGCAGUGCUGUCUCAGUAACGUGGAGGUGUAUGACUCCUUCUCCAAUCGCUGGACUGAGGUCACCCCUAUGAAAGAAGCCGUAUACUCACCGGCGGUCACCAGCUGCGCGGGAAAACUCUUUGUGAUUGGAGGACAACCAAAUGAAAGCACCUGCUCCAAUAAGGUCCAGUGUUAUGACCCAGAGACUGACAGCUGGCAGCUGAAGGCAUGUGUUCCCUUCACCAAGCCCAAUAUUUCUGCCGUGUCUCUCAACAACCUCAUCUACGUCUGUGGGGGCCUUACCAAAGCCAUCUACUGCUACGAUCCUUCACAUGACCAGUGGAUGCAUGUGGUCAGCACCUUUAACAAACAGGAGAGUUGCGGGAUAUCAGUUUGCAAUGGGAAAAUCUUCAUCUUGGGUGGUCGAGGAGAGAACGGCGAAGCAUCCGACAAUAUCCUGUCCUAUGACCCUGCCUCUGGCAUCAUCACAGGCGUGGCUGCAAUGCCGCGCCCCAUCACCUACCACGGUUGUGUUACCAUACAGCGUUUCAGCGAGAAGCAUCGCAAACCCUGAUAGAACCCCCAAACACACGCAAGCUGGAUGUGUAAACUCAUUCUGCCAAUUAAGCACCACAUUUGUGCUGAAUAUCACACUAUUUGUUAUUUUUCUCUCAUAGAUACAAUUAACGUAAAUAUAUUCGUCUACAUUUUACUAAUCACAAUCACGAAGAAGCUAUUAAGAAGAUAAGUUAUCAGGGACACACCAGUUUCCUGGCAUUGGACGUUUCUGUGGAAUACAGAAAUGGGUAAAAAUAUCCUCUUCCUGCCAAGGAGGGUCAGGGAUUGUAUCAGAUAUCUGAUGGAGCCAUUGGGUUAUUUAGAUGCUGUCAUUGGGAUAGCCAUCACAUGAAACAGACUCCACGAAUGCCCACUUUAUGUUCACUUUAUACUUUCUCUUUUGUGAUUAACAACAUGUUUGUUUGGUAUUGUUUUACCUCUCAAAUCUAGAAAAACAAGAUUUCUUUUUAUUCCUAUUUAUGUCGGCCUUACUCAGAUACUUUACUGUAUUUUUAUGUGACUGUUACUUUUUGCUUAAUUUGUAGCAUCAAUCCUACAUAUAGACUUUGGUUGAUUUCUUGGUGUGGGGAAGUCUGCUAUUGUUUUGUGUAAACUGGUAAUAUUUGUGGUGGUUUUGUAUCUAAAACACUGACUCCUUGACGUAAUACGCUGACGUUAUAUUAUUUGGCUUUUGAACGUGCCAAAUGACAAAAAACACAAUUGCUACUUCACACUCGCUACCGGCGUUUUUUGAGCAACAUUGGUAAGCCUGAGUUCUCUCUAAAACUUGUUUUGGGUUCUCAGUGAACCGUACAGCUGUGAAUUUACAUGUUUUCGUCUGUGUGUCAAUUUUAUUUAAGAUCUCAAUAUUUUUAGUGUGACAACCACGAUGUGCCUUUCCGAUCAUCUUUUUUUUUUAUCAGAGCCCCAAUCGUGCACUUGUACGUGUUAGUAUUAGUAAUCUGCUGUGUUUUUGUAAAUACAUUUUUCUUUUUUGCAUUUUAUUUUGUGAUUGAUGAAUGAAUGAUGCUCGCAGUCGUUGAUUCUAUCAGAUGCGGAAAGUUGGAAACAUCUUGAGUGAUUUGACGCUUGGACUGAACAGAACGGUUAUGUUUUGCUAUAAGAUAACAGCAGACUCGUGCUGAAAACAGACAUCGGAAUCAUCUGGUAUCCGUUUCCAUUACUAAAAUGCUUUCAGAAAGCCCUGCAGCUCUUAAUGACAAAAUAUACGUGUGUCUGUAUAAAGGUAUUUCAAUAUUUCUGUAUACAUACAUGAUAUUGAUUCUUAUUACCUGAUGAACUGUCGUAAGCUUUUCAAAAUGUUCUUUUGCCCAUGUACUGUUGUACUGGUAUCCUAUGCUGGUUUUACUUUAAAACCAAACUUAAAAGUUGUGUGUCUGUGUUGAAUAUGGUAUUGGUAUUAUUUUUGUCCGAUUGUAUAUAACAUGUUUAUAUUUGCUCAGUGCUGUAGUUGGGUUUUUACUAAUGUUGCAUGGUGACAAAAUGUGGAUUUGUCAUGAGCAAACUAACUCAUGUUAGCCUAUGAGUAAUUGGUAUAAGAUCUUCUGAGUUUUGAGAUGAUGUCAUGUUUAGCAGGUUUUAUGCUUCCUGCUAGUCGGGUUCCAGUAGUGUGGAAACCAUCGACCGGUUGUUCACUACGGUUCCAAAGAACUUUUUGGAUGGAACACAAUAAUGUUAAUAAACUUUAAACUAUGUAAACAGGAAAAUGAAUAACCUUAUAUUUGCUUUAUUUUGUAUGUUAGUGCCUCAAUAAAGUUUUACUUUCAUACAUA
Triplophysa dalaica is the source of this 3854-nucleotide messenger RNA. It is a transcript of the gene klhl24a, whose product is annotated as kelch-like family member 24a. The coding region runs from base 278 to 2077 and encodes 599 amino acids. The record is from RefSeq and is a predicted model, not a curated record. The transcript is spliced from 8 exons. Gene Ontology annotation, molecular function: protein binding. Lineage: Eukaryota; Metazoa; Chordata; Actinopteri; Cypriniformes; Nemacheilidae.